AUGAAAGGAGGUAGAUCAAAGUCAGAUACCAAGAGUACUAAGCUCUCUGUGAACAAGAAACCUGCCAAAGGAGGAGCGAGGAAAACAGGAAAGGCAGUUAAGGAUCCAAACAAGCCUAAGAGGCCUGCCAGUGCAUUCUUCGUCUUCAUGGAGGAGUUUAGAGAGCAGUACAAGAAGGAGCACCCUAAAAACAAAUCAGUUGCUGCUGUUGGGAAAGCUGGAGGAGAUAAAUGGAAGUCACUGUCAGAUGCUGAGAAAGCACCCUAUGUUGCGAAGGCUGAUAAAAGGAAAGUUGAAUAUGAGAAGAAGAUGAAAGCCUACAAUAGGGAGCAGGCUGAAGGACCAAAGGAGGAAGAGGAGUCUGAGAAGUCAAUGUCUGAGGUCAAUGAUGAAGAUGAAGAUGAUGAGGAGGGCAGCGCAGAGGAGGAUGAUGAUGACGAGGAAGGAUAUGCGUACCGCUCCCUUUAUUAUGCUCUUUCUCUGCUUGAUGAUUCAUUUAUUCAAUUCCAUUUCUAUGCCUUUUGUCCUUGUCUGAAGAAGGAAUUUGAUCGAAUGGCGUCUGAAGAGAGAUUUUACUGGUGCCAAUCAUCCUUUCGCUCCUGCUGUGUAUUGUCAUCUUUAGGUAUAGUAAUGGCUUUGUUAGUCACACAAAGCAGUGGGAAAAAACAACGAAGUAAUGCCGGGGAGACGGAUGGGUUCUUGAACCUACCAGAACCCAUUAUUCAUCACAUUUUCUCCUUCCUUGAGAUGGAUGACAUAGCUCGAAUUGGUGUGCUAUCAAAACGAGGUAGACAAUUGUUUGUUUCUAGUCCAUAUCUGAAGUUUGUAUCAAAAUGUCUGUACAAUGGUCUCCCGAAUUCCUGUAAGCAAUUUAGUGAUCUAGUGGAUGGGUUUCUGAGCCAGCGAAAUGGGUUGGAGAUACGGUGUCUUUGCCUAGACUGGUAUUGCCACAACAAUAACUGUGAUGCAGAUGAAAAUCUUAUUGAGAAAUGGAUCGAUGUUGCAGUGAAUUGUCGAGUUCAGGAGGUCGACCUCAAGGCUGCGGUAGAAAAAGAUCCUCUCUUUGAGUCGGAGGAAAUUCCCAUCUUUGAGCUGCCGCGGUGUCUGUAUAGUUCUGAAACUUUAAGAGUCCUCAAGUUAGAUCUGGAUUAUAAGCGUCUCAAAGAGCCCGAGGGAGUUUUGGUUUCUCUUGAGGAACUCUCCCUGACUAAAAUGGUAGGUUCUGAUUGUGAAGAUGUUUUGAAAAAACUGAUUUCAACCGCAUGCCCGUCACUUAAAAGGUUGACUCUUUUCGGUUUAGAAGACAUAAACAGCCUUAGUAUCAAUCAUCCGUGUCUUGAAGAAUUAACGUUGUUUGGUCUCAAAUAUGAUCUCUUGGAAAUUGACAUUGCAACUGAGAGGCUGCAGAAGUUAUCUUUAGACUUGGAUUCCUUGUUUCCUGGAUACACCUGCACCAUGAAAAUUAAUGCUCCUAAUCUCCAAGACUUGGAGUGGACAGCCGAGACUGCGAAUAACGUUUACUUGAGCCAGUUCAAUGUUCUGAACAAUGCUACUCUGAACAUUGGUACUUUCAAUGACUAUGUCGACGAGGUAACUAUUCGCAAUCGCAUAACCGAGCUUCUCGAGGCUGUGUGCUGUACAAGAGUGUUAGAACUAAAUAGUGAUGUUCUCGAGACUCAGUUCCUUCACAAUUGCCCUGCGGUUGUGUUCGAUAAUCUUCAUCGCUUGGUCGUUACGGCGAAUGGUUGUUUGAUGGACUAUCACUUUCCAGUUUUAGCUUCCAUUCUCACGCGAUCACCUAAUUUAGAAAUUCUAUCCCUCUCGUGUAGUGAAAAUGUAAUACUACCUAAGUAUGCCAGGACAUUGAAGUUUAGUGUAUCCCAGUUCUGUAAUGAAGGAUUUCAUAACCUAAUUGGUCAUCAACUACAAGCCAUAGAAAUAGAGUUGAAAGGAAAAGGUCAUCAGGUUGUUGCAGUGGAAAAUAUGCUUAAGAUUGCAAAAGUUGAGAAAGAAUUUCAUAUUGAAGAGCACCUCGGGAUUGAUUUCCGUCGCAAUUUAGCCAAUAAACAAGGUUUUGAAGAUGAAGACGUGGAAUGGUUUUAG
Messenger RNA from Dovyalis caffra, 2103 nucleotides. The record is from the annotation of a GenBank genome assembly. NCBI's taxonomy places the organism in Eukaryota, Viridiplantae, Streptophyta, Magnoliopsida, Malpighiales, Salicaceae.